UUUUAGCCAUUUAUGAUCAUGUGAUCACUUGGUACUUUUUUUCUCAAAUGCAGAGUGGGGUUCCUUCCCCACUUGCCACUCACCUCUAAAAGCUAAAGGAAGUUAUGAUGCUUAUGUGUAUAUUUUCUAGUUAUAUUUCUUCACAUUUGAAAAGAGCACAACUUCUUCUUUGAACUAAAUAUUCACUUGUGCUAUCAAAAAUAUAAUGGAGUUUUCCAAAUACCUUGGAGCUGCGGCUGAAGAGUGUAGCAGUAGCGAAUCGGGAUGGACCAUGUACAUUGUUUCUCCCAUGCAUGAAACUAAUUACAACAAUAAUCAUCAUUACUAUCAUGAUCAGCAUGUAAUUAAUGAUGGGAUUGAUAAAAGUCAGCAUAAUGGUGAUUAUGAUAAAAUGUACCACAAUCAUGAAGAUAGCGAUGAUUCUAUGGUCUCGGAUGCCUCUUCUCGUCCAAGCCGUCAACCAAACUUGUGUGGAAUGUCUAAGAAACCAGUAGGUGGAUUGCGCCGUGAUCAUUUCAAGCAUGCCCUGAACCAAAAACAUGCUGAGAAGAAGUUAUAUGACAGAAGACAAAGAGCGAUGAAAGAAGACGGAUGCAAGACAAGAAUUGAUGUUGUCAAGGCAAGAAAGACUAACUAACUAAUUUAUCUGAUUUGUAUUGUAAGCAACACUAUCUGUUUUUAUAAACAUCAAUCUGCAGCCUAGCUAAUGUAAGGGUGCAAUAUUAUAUCCAUGCACAUAAAUUUGUCUUUUUAGUGUGAAGUCAUCAAGAUAUAUAGCCAAGAGUUGCAACUCUCAUGCAUGUAUAACAUGAUACUAUUUCACAACAGAAAGGUGUUGUGCUUGUAGAGCUGUAGAUACUCCAAAUUUAUGAUUAUUUUUAAGGAA
This is a messenger RNA of Erigeron canadensis, 886 nucleotides long. RefSeq names its product protein SOB FIVE-LIKE 3-like. NCBI's taxonomy places the organism in Eukaryota, Viridiplantae, Streptophyta, Magnoliopsida, Asterales, Asteraceae. Bases 206 to 637 code for a protein of 143 amino acids. The record is from RefSeq and is a predicted model, not a curated record. Gene Ontology annotation, biological process: cytokinin biosynthetic process. The transcript has a single exon.